This is a messenger RNA of Aspergillus pseudotamarii, 1527 nucleotides long. RefSeq names its product cytochrome P450. The coding region runs from base 1 to 1527 and encodes 508 amino acids. Lineage: Eukaryota; Fungi; Ascomycota; Eurotiomycetes; Eurotiales; Aspergillaceae. The transcript is spliced from 9 exons. The record is from RefSeq and is a predicted model, not a curated record. Gene Ontology annotation, molecular function: iron ion binding; oxidoreductase activity, acting on paired donors, with incorporation or reduction of molecular oxygen; monooxygenase activity.
AUGUACUCACAAAUUAGAGACCACCCGUCAGGGCCCAUCCCUAGCCCUACGAGCACCGUAGAUGCAACAACCAUCUAUCUUGCUCUAAGUGCGUUCAUCGUUGUGUAUGGACUCUCGUCAAUUAUUUACAAUUUGUUCUUUCACAAGCUCUCCUACUUUCCCGGUCCCCUGUUAGGAAGAGCCAGUUUGUUAUGGCGCAUAUACCACACUCAACGUGGCCGAAUUCACUUGGCCAUUGCCGACCUACACCGCAAAUACGGUCCCGUGGUUCGGAUAUCUCCAAAUGAGCUCUACUUCUCAUCCGUCGAGUCAUGGAAAGCCAUUUAUGGCCAUAGAGCCUCUGGUCUACCGACUCCAAUCAAAAGCGAGUUCUACGACAUAUAUGGUGCAGGUUUCAGCUCGCUCUGUAUUGGUAGUGAACGCGACCCCACGAAACACGGUAAAAUGCGCAAGAUGCUCUCUGCUGCCUUUGCGACGAAGUCGUUGGUGGAGCAAGAAGAUAUCAUUUCCAAGGCGGUGGACGAGUUCAUUGGGCGCAUUGGACGCGACGGUGGUCCAGAUUCCCCAGGGUUAAAUAUGACCAAGUGGUAUGAGAUGGUCGCAUUCGACAUCUUGGGGGAAAUGGCGUUCGGCCAGUCGUUUCAAAGUGUUCGCUCUGGGAAACUACAUUUCUGGUCUGAGAUAAUCGUUAGCCAUCUUUACUUCAUUACGCUGAUUGAUAAUCUGCGUCGUUUGCCACUUGUUGUGCCUUUGGCUAGGUUGCUGUGGCCCUCUACCGUGGCUGUCCGUAACAAGAACUCUCAAUAUAGUCGGCAAAAGGUCAGGGAACGGUUGGAAAAGAGCUCAACGCGAAAAGACUUCUUAUCCACGGUCGUCAGCGAGUAUAAGCAAGGCAAUAUCGGCAAGGAAGAAAUGACAGCCCAUGUCUCAACAUUGACAAUUGCUGGCGGCGAGACGGUUGCUACUUUCCUAGCAGCGGCCACAUACUACCUCCUUCAAAACCCAGAGUGCUAUCAAAGGCUACAACAAGAGAUUACCAAUCGAUUCGGUUCAUACGGUGAGAUCACGGCUACUGCAGCACGGCAGCUUCCAUAUUUGCAAGCAGUGAUCAAUGAAGGCCUGAGGAUCUACGCACCUGGUUCACAGGGAUUUCCGAGGCUGUCGCCAGGAAUGCACGUGGGUCAAUACUACGUUCCACGCGGUGCGGAGAUUUACACAAGUGCAUGGACAGUCACCCACAGCGAAGAAUAUUUUUCCGAGCCCAUGUGUUUCAAGCCAGAGCGUUGGCUGGAUCCCGAAUCAACCGAUGUGAAAGAGGCUAGUCAGCCAUUCUCCAUGGGACCACGGGGCUGUUUAGGCCAGAAUUUCGCAUACAUGGAAAUCAAUUUAAUUCUAGCUAAGAUAAUGUGGAAAUACCAUCUCUCGCUGGUAAAUCCGGCUCUAGACUGGGAGGGAGAUAGUCGGCUGCAUGUUAUGUGGUGGAAACCUGCAUUAAUGGUUCGCUUCCAAGAGCGCAGUUUGGCGUAA